GCCAGACAACACCAUCCAACGACAAGGGAAGCCAUGUCGCCAUGUUUGUGGUUUGUAGAUCGAGAAAAACCACCUUUCUUGUAGUAAUAGUCUGUAUAUUAUCUCUCGUGAUUCUUUUGGAGGGUAAAAGCAAAAGCAAAUGCACUUGCUGGAGGGGCCAUUGCGACGGUUUGACGGGCGCUUGUGUUUGCAAAGACGGAUGGUUUGGAGAACGCUGCCAGUUCUGUCGGCAAAGGCUUACAGCUGAUAGCGGAGUUAUUACUGAUGGCCCAGGAGAAUAUGAAGUGUCAUCUACAUGCAUGUGGCUCAUAGAGUCCAAAAGCCCCAAUUCAAGCAUAGAGCUUAGCUUAGAACAGUUUGCUACAGAGUGUAGCUGGGACAAUUUAUAUGUGUACGAUGGUUCCUCAGUACAAGCACCUUUGCUAGCAGCAUACAGUGGUGUUUUAAGAGACAACAGCAGCAUUGAAACAUUAAAAAGUCCAAUCAGAACACUAAGGUCUUCAUCAAAUACAGUAUACAUCUGUUUCUACAGUGAUAAACAUAUUAAAGAUAAUGGAUUUAGAAUCAAAUAUAGUGUUUUAAGAGAAUGCCCAUCAACAUGCAGUUUCCAUGGCAACUGCAACUCUCUUGGAACAUGCACAUGUAAGCCAGGAUGGAGUGGGCCUACGUGUAAUGUAUCAACAUGUACAUACUCUUGUGUUCAUGGUACAUGUAAUGCUACGACAUUGUCAUGUGACUGUCAACCUGGAUAUUCAGGUCCAUCAUGUAAUAGUACCAGCAAUUAUGGCUUCUGGAGUAAGCAUACUGCUGGAAACCAAGAUAUUAUUCAAGGACGAGCAUCUCAUGCAGCUGGGUUGCUAGGAGACUGGUUAUGGGUGUUUGGGGGUUACUCAUUGACCAGUAGGCCAUUUAAUGAUCUUAUUAGGUAUAGUUUUUCUACAAAUAAUUGGGAAAUAGUUAGUUAUUCAGGUGAAGGUCCAAGCAGAAGAUAUGGACACUCACUUGUUGCAUGUAAUAAUUCUAUUAUCAUAUUUGGAGGAGUUUCUCUUGAUGGUCAUACGCUCAGAGACCUUUGGCACUUUAACAUAAUAACUAAAGGAUGGAAGAGGGUUAAGUUUUCAUUAGAUAGUUCGCUCCCCAUUGCAGUAUCUGGUCACUCGGCUACUCUUGUAAAUAAUAAAAUGAUAGUGUUCUUUGGGUAUGGUCCACAAUAUGGCUAUACUCCAUAUGUACAAGAAUUCGAUUUAGUAACUGAUAAAUGGAUAAUCUAUAGACACACCUUAUCAAGGAAAGGAACAUAUGGACACAGUAGUGUAUAUGAUCCUAUCUCUGGUUUAAUAUAUGUAUAUGCUGGCACUUCUAGUAGCAUAGCUGAUAAAGGAGUAUCAGAUGAUUUACAUAGCUAUAACCCUGUCACACACCAGUGGACCAAGCUAGAGAGCAGCAGUGUAGCGCAGUAUUUACAUUCAGCAGUUUUGAUUGGUCACCUUAUGUUGGUCUAUGGUGGUAAUACUGCAAUAUCUUCAUCAGCUGCUACAUGUUUUGACUCCGUUUUUCUAGCCUAUGAUUUAAUUUGUGGCAAGUGGAUGACCAUGCCCAAAUCAGCACUGCCAAUCACCUCUCAUGGAAGCCUUGGCCAAUCAGGCUUCAUUUAUAACAGAAAAAUGUUCAUAUUUGGUGGAUUCAAUGGAGAGAUGAUAAAUGACUUGCUGAGCUACUCACUAGGUGACUGUUCUGCAUGGAAGAACAGAACUACUUGUCUUGCAGCCCACUCUUUGUCUGGCUGUUUUUGGGAUCCUCUAAGCAAUCAUUGUGUUAGCCCGUCUGAAGGUUUUAUCAGCAAUGAUUCCUUUGAAAGACCAAGAUGUAAAAAUUUGUGCAAUGCUUCAGGAACAUGUAAUGAAUGUAACUCUCAAGGAUUGCAGUGCAAGUGGUGUGAUAACAAAUGUAAGGAAAAAGAAGAUUUCUGCAAUAAAUCUCAGGCUUGUAAAUUAUCGCAAAAUCCACACUGCAAGGGUGAGAGCUGUCAGAAGUUGAAUUGCGAGAACCACCAAACCUGCCAGAAAUGUCUCUCAAAGACUUCUCGGCAUUUACUGUCAAAUCAAUGCAUGUGGUGUGAGGCACAGAAGCGAUGCGUUGUUGAAAAAAGCUAUAUUGUAUCAUUCCCAUAUGGUCAGUGUAAUCAGUUGGUGACCGAAGUAGAACAGUGUCCUGCUGUAAAGUGCAGGAAUCAUAAGUCUUGCAGUUCCUGUCACAAACUACCAGGGUGUGGCUGGUGUGACGAUGGUUCUGGUACAGGAAUAGGACGCUGUUUGGAUGGAGGAUCCAGUGGGCCAUUUUUAUCAAAAAAUAGUAUUAUGCCUGAAACCUGUACAAACUGGUUUUUCAUCAACUGUCCAGCCUGCCAGUGCAAUGGUCACAGUUCUUGUGAUAGCAGAAAUAAAUGUAUCAAGUGUCAACAUAAUACUAGAGGACACCACUGUCAGUUUUGUAUUGUUGGUUUCUAUGGUGAUCCUACCAAUGGUGAUAAAUGUAAAGAAUGCUUGUGCAAUAAACAUGCAAAAGAAUGUCAUCCUGUCACUGGCAAAUGCGAUUGUCUGGUCAAAGGCAUCCAAGGACACCACUGUCAAAAGUGUGUCGAUCCAUUUCAUGGAAAUGCAUCCAAUGGUGGAUUGUGUUUUUAUCGACUGCAAAUCAAUGAUCCUAUAUCAUUUAACUUCUCUGGAAAGACUAACAUUAAUCUUGAAUUCAAACCAGUACUGAAGGAGCACGAUAUAGAGUUCAUGGUUGCCAUUUCACACGGCCCACCUGCAAAGAUUAAUCUUACCUUCCUCAUAAAAGAUCUCAGGUCAUCAACACAAAAAGAAAAGCUCAUCUUUAAAGGCUACAGACUAGGGAAGCUAAACCAAAAAUUUUCUCAAAGAGAAUAUGCAUUCCACAAGAAAUAUGUGACCUUUAGAGCAUACAUCUACAAUAUUGACAAGAGUGCCCCUGUAACGAUAACGGCAGUAUUUACUCAGCCUUCGUCUUUAAACAUUGACUUAUUAGAAUUCUUUCUGACUUUCUUUGGGUGCUUUCUGUCUUUGCUGUGUGUUGCUAGUAUUGGCUGGAGGAUCAGAAGUCGUUACCACAGUUAUCUACUAACAAGGCAAAAUCGUGCAGAGAGGAACAGGAUGGCAAAUCGGCCCUUUGCAACAAUCAAUCUCUUGCUUCCAAAUGAAAUAGAAAUACUCACCAAGUCUUCACCAAAUCCCAUCGCUAUGGAACCCCUAGUUAAAAACAAGGUUGCCAUAACAACUGUAGUAGUACUGCUACCAAGUGGUGAGGAUGGCGCACCUCCUGUCGGACAAUGUGGAAUAUGUUUUGCAAGUAUGCUAAUGUCUCACGGAAGCCAUUCUCACUCAGGAAUAAGAACACGAAUGGGACGGAAAAAGAAUAGAAAACGAGCUACUAUGACAACUUACAAUAUUUAAAGAAGGCUUGGCUGAUAUGGAUAUCAGCAGGGAUAUAGAUAGCGAUAGCCAGAUUUGAAUCAUUGCUCAUUGGCUGGCAAAGAAGCACUGCUUCAUGGUUAAGGUUAUAAAGGAUCAGAAGAAAGGAGUGUGAUCUUAAGUCAUAAUUAUUCUAGGCAAUCGUUGCUGCACUGAAAAAUAGAUGCACAAGAAACUGGAAAACGCCAUGACUGAUUUUCCAAAAACGUUUGUGUGGUUAUUGUUUAGUAUUUGCAGCAUCAGAACCUGCAUAGAAGCAUUGCAAGAUGUCAGUCUUGUGUGAUUUCAUAUCAAACAUGGUCUGCAGCAAUAGGAACUGCAUACUCAUCUUGGCCAUUGAAGCAUUGCAACAUAUUUUGAUGGCUAAAAAGACAUAAGCCAUGGUGGAACUACAUACAAACCUGAUUUUAUAACAAAAUGGCCAUGUGAUGGAGAAAAGGUUUUGGAUUUGUGGGAUUCAGUUUGAAGUUGGAGCAGAUGAAAAUGAAUUUUUCAAAGAAGAAAUUACUGCCAUGGUAGUUUAAAGUUGAUGCAUAAGUUGACUACAUAUUUUUGGUCACCAAGUAUUCAGCUGAAAAUCUACUUAUAUUUUUUUGAUAAAAAAUUGGGAAUCGUUACAUCAGUUCAUCCUUUCAUGGAGACUAACAUUCUAGUUGCACAUUAAAGUUUAGGUUAAAUGUUUGCCGUUUCCAAUCAAAAAUACAAUCACUCCAGAGGCUAAUCGAGGAUUUUGACUUGUUCAUCCCAUAACAGUUUUAUCCACAUUUUCAAGAAAUUCCUGGUCAGAAAGGGGAAUUCACAGGCAGGCAUUAAAGCUACAAGGGAAACUACUUCCAGUUUACAGCUGUUAAAAACAAAAUCAUGUUCAAGUGCUUGAAUGGUUUAUUUAUUUUUUGUUUAUUAAUAAAAUUGCCAAAAAGUUAAGAAGUAAUUACAAUUAUUUUGUAAUUCAUUUGAAAGGCUUGCACUAUAAACUGUACACUUUAAAAAAUUAUGUUCUGGUCAUACCAGCAUGUUAGAACAAUUAGUACAAUUGUGAAAAUGGAAGUACACAUCAAUAUUAAUGUGCCAUUCACGCACCACAAUUACCAGUGGAAUAUUUAAAAAAUUUGAAUUAUGAUUGGCUAGCAAAUUGCAAGUCUAUUAGUUAUGGAGAAGAUGAACAGAAAGAAACAGAAUCUGUCUUGAACGUUUGGAUAACUUAUCGAAAUUCUUGGUUAUUUGUUGUUACCAUUUUAAUAUUGCAAACCACGAAUAGAGCACACAGUAUAGAAAUGUUCACACUGAUGUCACCUAUUGAUAUUGUGCCAACCAUACAGAGCUCUAUGGACACUUCUCAAAAUUAUUUCAAAUGUGAAACUAAAACAUGGAAACAAAAUAAAUGCAACAAAUUCCAUUGAAAAAAAUUGUGGUUUAUUUUUGGUGUUUUCAUGCUAGCCUCUAGUCUCCUACGCAGCCACUAUUAAAGAUAUGGUGCAUGACAACACUAAUAGCAGCUGCGUAGGAGACUAGCUAGCCUCGCAUUUCAAGACAAUUUUGACAGAGGUCCAUUUGGCUACUGAAUCAAAGAGGUCUUUUGGUAGGCAACUACCAAAGAUUUCCGAUGUCAAUGCUUGUCAACCAUGAAUAUUGCUAUCCUAAGGGUUUCACAAUCAUACAAAAACUGUUUUAUCUAUGUUUAUUUCCUUUGCUUAUAAUAAAAUGUUUUUUAAGAUAUUGAAUUUUAAAGGCCAUAUCAUGGCAUCGUAUAAUUAUUUCUAACAGCAAGAUUGAAAUUACAUUAUCAAUUAUAAAACUAAAGAGAAAGGUGACAGUUAAAUAUUACUAAGCUUGCUUAUUUUAUUACCUGGAGUUGCUAGCAUAUUGUCAUCAAGUUCAAUAAGAAAGCAACAAAAUGUGAUACUGUUUGUUUAUGACCAUAUUCUUGCAAAAAUAAAUAUCAAUAUUGGUAA
Molecule: messenger RNA, 5443 nt
Organism: Actinia tenebrosa (Australian red waratah sea anemone)
Lineage: Eukaryota; Metazoa; Cnidaria; Anthozoa; Actiniaria; Actiniidae
Product: attractin
Cellular component (GO): Golgi apparatus
Molecular function (GO): protein binding
Source: RefSeq, a predicted model, not a curated record